AUGGCACGCCAUCAGGCAGAUGGUCGCUGGUACCCAGCAAGGAUCACCUCUGUGGCUGGAUCCGCAGAGAAUCCCGUGUACUCUAUCCUGUAUACAAAGCACAGAACGACAGAUGUGGUAACAGCAAGUGAUCUUCGUCCUCGACAACAGCACGCAAAUGCUCAGGCUGGCAUGGCAGGAGAAGCAUCUGGACUCACCACAACAGCAACGAUGGCUAUGGCGUCAACCAAGCCAAAAAACACCGGGGCUUUGCGGCCUAUGACGAAUGAUGAGCGCGAGCGUGAACGUGAGCGGAAACGCGUACGCAAAGAAAAGAAACUUGAACGCGAAGCAGCAAAGAAUAUGGAGCAUGAUAGGAAGCAGUCAUCCUGGCAAAAGUUCCAAGCGAAAGCCGUCAAGAAAAAGUAUGGCGUGGCGGGUGACCGCAGCAUGUUCAAAACACCCGACGAUCCCUAUGCCAAGAGUACGUACAAUUGGUUUUGCACCAUCACUCACACACUUUUUUUUUUCCUUGCGUGGAACGAAUGGCAGUCGGAUCGUCUGGAGGUCGCGGUAUGA
This is a messenger RNA of Malassezia globosa CBS 7966, 558 nucleotides long. RefSeq lists its product as uncharacterized. The transcript has a single exon. Lineage: Eukaryota; Fungi; Basidiomycota; Malasseziomycetes; Malasseziales; Malasseziaceae. The record is from RefSeq and is a predicted model, not a curated record. The coding region runs from base 1 to 558 and encodes 185 amino acids.